Molecule: messenger RNA, 1245 nt
Organism: Plasmodium relictum
Lineage: Eukaryota; Apicomplexa; Aconoidasida; Haemosporida; Plasmodiidae
Gene: MYB1
Product: Myb1-related transcription factor, putative
Exons: 1
Coding region: 1-1245 (414 amino acids)
Source: RefSeq, a predicted model, not a curated record
AUGAAUAUAGAAAAUAUUGAAUAUAAAAAUUUGUCUAGUUUAGAAGAGAAGUUGCAUAAUUAUUUAUCAUUCAUAGAAAAAAUGAUAAAAUUAAUUAAUGGAAAUAUAGAUAAAUUAAAUGAUUAUAUAAAUAAUAAAUAUAAUGAAAUAAAAAUAUUAUCAAGUAAAAAACCUACUAGAAUAAAUUGGAUGAAAACAGAAGAUAGAAUGCAUAUGUCUUUGUUUUUUGAUAAAAAAAAUGGCUUUGUUCCAUCUAAUGAAGAUGCAUUAAAAACACUUCAUUUUCAGUCAAAAUUUUUAAACUAUCGAAAAAAAUAUGAAUAUAAAAAAAAUCCUUGGACUAAAAAAGAUAUUGAUAUGCUAUUUAAAACUGUAGAGAAAAUUUCCAAAAGGUAUGCAACUCACUAUCUAAUAGAUCCUGAUUUACCAUAUGAAUUAAAAGAACAAAAACAAAAAGAAAUAGCAAAAAGUGAUCCUAAAAGUAUUUUAAGUAAGUUAAAAUUAUAUUUUGAUGAACAGACUCAUAGAAAAAAAAAAAUAACAGAGGGACAUGAAAAAUCAAGUAAAGUAAAAAUAAGUGAUAUAUGUGGAGAAAAUUCAGAAUUAAAUAAUUCAGAUAGUGUAAAGAAUCGAAAAGAAGAAAUACUAAAUGAAAAUAAUAAAACUUCAAGCCAAAAUGUACCAAUAGAAAACUUUACUAGUUUUGCUCUAAAAUUUUGGGAAGAGGUUUCUGAAAAUUUGAAUAAUUCACAAAACUCGAGGGAGUGUCAAAAAAUGUGGUUAUAUCAUGGAUGCUUUGAAGAUGAAAAGAAAAAAUGGACAGAAGAAGAAAUAAAAAAAUUAUUAUUUUUAAGUAAAAAAUACAAAAGGAAGGAAUGGAAAUGUAUAGCAAGAGAAUUAAACACAAAUAGAAGCCCUUUAAGUUGUUUCGAAGAAUAUAUUAAAAUAAAUAAAUUAUAUGAAACAAAAGAAAACAUAAAAUUAGAAAGAAUAGCUUUUAAUGUUUUAGAAGAUAUACAAUUACAAAUUUUAGUAUCUAUACUUGGUGAUAAAAAUUGGUAUGAUAUUAAAAAACAUAUGGAAAGUCUUAACACUAAUAUUAAAAGAAUUGAAAAGAGAAAAAAUUGUUAUGCAAUUGAAAAUGAAAAAAAAAAAAAAAAAUACAUUAAUGAUGAAAUAUCCUAUAAAAGAAGAUACUUAAGAUUAAUCAAUGCAAAAAAGGAACAAAAAGAGAACAUUAAGUAA